Clunio marinus is the source of this 1923-nucleotide messenger RNA. NCBI's taxonomy places the organism in Eukaryota, Metazoa, Arthropoda, Insecta, Diptera, Chironomidae. The record is from the annotation of a GenBank genome assembly.
GUUUAGUCGUGUGUGAGUUAUCGAACUGCGAAGUUUGAAGUAGACAAAAAUGUUUGAGUUUAAAAAAUUGUAAUAAUUUAUCAUCAGAUUGACGGAGAAUCGAAAAGCAAAGUUCAAGUAUUUAAAGACUUUAGCUCGUGUGGACAGAACGAAGAUUUAUUUAUUUGUUUAUUUCACUGAAUAAAUUUAUCAAUAAUGGAAUCGAAAACUUACAAAUGCAUUCUCACAUCAGCUGUCGUGUAUUCAGUGAUAUUUGGAACAAUUUUUGUUGGGAUGACUGUGUUAGCGAUAUUAGUAAGAAAUUGUACUAUUGAUAUGGAUUCAAGUCCUUUGGUGUAUAUGAUGUUCCUCCUCUACUUCCGAAUUGACGAAUGCAAAGGAAUAAUUAAUUGGAGUAACUUGGGAUUAGAAUCAACCGUCACUGCAAUAAUUCCACCUGAAACCGAUGCAACAUAUCGAACAUUCAUUUUUGUAAUCGUUUACAUUUGUUUACAUGGAGCUUUGAUUUUCACAGCACUUUAUUCACUUUUGGGCAUCAACAAUUCAUGCUUGGGAAGGAGAAGUUUUCCGAUGUUCUUCGUGCCUUGGCUUUUUGUUUGCACUUCGAUUGUUGUGAUGGAUAUUGUUGCUACAGUUUACUACAUCAUGGAUGUAGUGGCAGUGGGGAGUGUUGAAGGUUUAAUGGAACUUUUGGAGAUUGGAAAUCCAACUAUUGUCGGUCCCGUUCUUCAAGAAUUACCAGCUCAAUGGAAAUUCCUACCACCCAUCAUCAUGUUCUUAGUGACAGCAAAGUUUUUCAUCUUUUUAAUCGUCGAUGUCAUAGUAAUUGCUGUUGCAACGAGAGCUGGAUGGGCUGCAUCAACUUAUCAUAAAUAUCUUGACGAAACAAUUCGUCAUUACUCGUCAAAUAUGAGUCGAGCUAAUCCAGGAUUUGAAGACUCUCAAAUGAAUAUUGCUGCACAGAAGCAACAGACACAACAACAGCAAUUUAUGAAUGAGCAAGCUAUGCAAACAACAAUUCGAGAGAAUACUCCACAAAGAGCUGAAUCAACAGAUCGUUAUAAUGACACAGCUGUUCAAGCUUUCGUUUAUCCUGAUCGGAAUGCCGCCUAUAACAGAAGAGAAAGAACGACUCAAGAUGAACAUAAGCAACAUUCAAUUCCAAGACCAAACACUCUUGUGAUUCCAGUUAAUUACAACAACGACCGACCAACAUCUCAACAAAAUGGAAGAAGAGAUGAUUAUAAUGAUAGAGAAAUUGAGAGUCGAUUAAGUCAUUACACUUCCACAAAUGGUGUCGUUAUUCGUUCAGUUGAACCACUGAAAGACGAAAAUAUUUCCGAAAAGCAACAAUCGCUAGUUCCGAUUCGUGUCUUACCGGAAAUUAAUCGAAGUGUGAGUGAAGUAAAACAAAGACCGAAAGUUCCACCGAAACCACCAAAGCAUAAUCGACAUUCGUUCCAAAAUAGUUCUUCUAUCGAUGAACGACCUGAAAAUCGAUUGUCAGCGAAAGUUGAUAGAAAUAGUUCGAACGUAGCUGAAGAACUGCGAGGUCAACUACCGUGGAGUUAUUUUAAAGCUCGUGAUGAUGUUCCAAAAAAAGCUUUUACUGAACUUAAAGAAGACGAAGAACUUCCGCCAGUUCCAAUUCCUGAUUACACGCUUCAUUUCCCGAAAUCGAAAAGAAUCAACCUGAAUGAUACCGAUGGUGAUGGCUCCUGGAGUCGUCACGAUCAAAGAUAAUUAAUUAAUUCUUCCGAAACGAGGUGCCAAUUAGACAGAAAUAUUUUGUUGUUGUUAAACAUUUUUUUCCUUAUUUAAAAUUUAAUUUGUUGAAAUAAAAAAAAUCACAUUUUACAAAGAUAUUUAAUUAAAAUUUAAGCAUUGUAAUUUAUUUUAGUGAUUUAAGUGGAGAUUUCACGU